AUGAGCGGAAUCCUGGUGGGUCAGCUAAUAUGUGGAGGGUUCCAGGGAACUACGGUGACACCUCAAGCCUAUGAUUUGAUUGUCAAGUAUAAAAUUUCGUCCAUGAUACUAUCGAGAAAGAAUGCAGUAUCUGUAAAGCAGUUAUCGAAUUUGAUCAGAGAUUUGCAGUAUAUCGCUUUCAAGGAGGGUAAUCUCAAGCACCCUAUUAUGUUCGCUAUCGAUGAGGAAGGAGGAAUGAUGAACUCUUUGUUUGAUCCCGAAAACUUAACGCAGAUGCCUGGAGCUAUGGCACUAUCAGCUACUGGUGACACCGAUUUGGUCUACGAAAUUCUGAAGGCUUUGGCAUUCGAAUUAAAAGCUAUAGGAUUUCUGAUAAUAUUAGGGCCAGUUUUAGAUGUUGUUACAAAGUUGUCUCAUCAGUUGGUAGGAGUAAGAAGUUUCGGUACGACUCUCGAAGACGUUGUGAAGUAUGGCAAAGCAUGUGCUAGAGGCUUAAAGGAUGGUGGACUAUUUACUAUGGGAAAGCAUUUCCCAGGUAUAGGUAAUGCCAAUGUGGACUCUUUACUAGAAUUACCAAUGAUUGCGGAUUCGCUUGAUCAAAUCAAACAUUUCAAUAGCAUACCUUUUGUUGAACUAAUGCAUGAGGGCCUUCUCGAUGGAGUAAGUGCUGCAGGGUGUGGUGUACCUACAAUAAGUCCAGAUGAAACACAUGCUUGCUUGUCGCCGGUUUUAAUAAAUCAGUUUUUAAGAAAUGACUUGAAGUUCAAUGGUGUUGUCAUUAGUGAAUGCUUAGAAAUGGAUGCUUUAUAUCAUUCUAUUGGUCUAGGUCAAGGUGUGAUAUUAGCUAUUCAGGCAGGCUGUGAUCUAGUGAUGGUUUGUCAUGAUUUCUUGCUUCAAAAAGAAGCAAUAGAGUCUCUUCAGAUGGCUCUUAUAAAUGGAAAUAUAGACGAAGAAGUAAUAAUGAAAAGUUUUGAAAGAUUAAAAGUCUUUCAAUCUCAACUUCAAAAAUGGGAAGAAAUGUUUCCCAAUGGUGAGAAGAAGGAAACACUUCUUUUCAAGGAUAGAAAUUUCGAAGCUUGGCAAAGACAUCAACGUUUAUCAGCGAUGGCUUACCAAAAGUCCAUUACAUUGAUAAGAGACUACGGUAAAACAUUACCAAUAACAAAGAAUCUUUCAGAUCUGUCAAAUGUCUUGUUACUCACUCCAUUGUUGAACCCUAUUUACCCUACAUCCAAUUCUGGUAAGAGACUCUUUCCUGGUGAACAGGUUUUUCAAAAAUUUGGAAAGUUUUUAUCGGAGCAUCCUAAGAACAAAUCUACAUUCAAUGUAUUGCAUACCACUUAUACCGCCAAUGGAUUGACGGCAUUACACGAAUCUUUGAUCGAGAGCUCGAAGGUCGUAAUAGUUCUUACGUCUGAAGCAUCCAGAAACAUGUAUCAAAUUGGCAUUGUUAAAUAUGUUUCCGUAUUAUGUGGGGCGAAACCAAAUGCUUCCAAUUCUAACCUAUCAAAAAGAUUAAUCAUAGCUGCUACGCUGUCACCCUAUGACUUUUUUUAUAACAAGAGUAUAGGCAGUGCUUACUUGUGUUGCUAUGACUAUACUGAUAACUCCUUAAGACAACUAGUAGGUGCUUUAAUGGGAGAUUUUGAACCCAGUGGCUGUAUUCCUGGGGAGAAAAGGUUUUUGAGCAAGUUUAAGAAAAGGAAGAGAAGCUGGCUAGUGGAUGAGUUGCAGAUCAAUCGAGAUUGGCCGAGCUUAGUUAAUUUGAUAAAGGAAAAUAUAAACAUCAAGAAUGAACAGAGCUACAAGAAGUUAUUAGAGUUAUUAACUUUGAAUCCUAAACAGAAGCAUUUCAUAGUCAGAAAUUCUUCUUUGAAUAUUUUGUAUGGUGUUGUAUUAACCUGGGUGAAUGAAGAAGUAAAUUUCAAUACAGACUUGACAUCAGAUCCAAAAACAUUUGGGUCUUUGAUGUUCAUUUUGGUUGAUAAAUCAAAAAGGUUGCAAUACAUUGGAAGAAGCUUAUAUGAAAGGGCGACUAAAUAUCUUGUGCAUGAAAAGAAAUGCUACACUAUAACUUUAGGAGGCUUGUUCCCGUUGUUUCCCUCUAACGAUUCAAUAUCAUACGUCGGUGCUAUGGGAUGGGGAAAGAAAAUCGAGAGAAAGCACAUAAUGCUCUUGAGUGAUUUGGAAAGCUGGGUGGUUCCUAAUAAGAUAUUUAGAGAAUUGAUGAUAGUCGGCGUUCGGUUUGAUAUUGGUACUGACUCAAGUAAAUUAAUGAACUUAGUGAACACAUGCGAAGACGAACAAGUCAAAAGGAUGUAUGUGGAAGCAAUAAAAUCAAUCAAUAGACAUAGUACUAUUUAUGAAGUGAAAAUCAUAAUCGCACUCGAGCCAACUAAUCAAAACGUCAUUGGAUCGAUCAUAAUGUUCACAAACAAGUCACAAUUUGCACAAUUCUAUCCUUUCAUAGAAGAAAUCGAGUCAAAGAACGCUAUUGGUGGAAUAGUAAGCCCAUUGGUUGAUCCAUCCUACUCAAAUUUAGUAGAGAUAUUUAAUUUUGGUUUGAUUUGCAGUGCUAUAACCUUUUUGAAGUCUCAUUUUACUGAGAGACCGGUCAAAAAGUGUCUUAUACUUGGAGUUGAGGAAAGAUCAUUGGAUGGCAUCAAGCUGAUGGGUUUUGAAGAAUGGAAGACAUGUUUUGAAAUAACUCGUCCUGCGAGUGAUCUACCAACUCCUGGCGAGAAUGCAUCAUAA
Molecule: messenger RNA, 2754 nt
Organism: Priceomyces carsonii
Lineage: Eukaryota; Fungi; Ascomycota; Pichiomycetes; Serinales; Debaryomycetaceae
Gene: NGS1
Product: Ngs1p
Exons: 1
Coding region: 1-2754 (917 amino acids)
Biological process (GO): carbohydrate metabolic process; peptidoglycan turnover
Molecular function (GO): hydrolase activity, hydrolyzing O-glycosyl compounds
Source: RefSeq, a predicted model, not a curated record